Messenger RNA from Dissoconium aciculare CBS 342.82, 1004 nucleotides. RefSeq lists its product as uncharacterized. Bases 383 to 553 code for a protein of 56 amino acids. Lineage: Eukaryota; Fungi; Ascomycota; Dothideomycetes; Mycosphaerellales; Dissoconiaceae. The transcript has a single exon. The record is from RefSeq and is a predicted model, not a curated record.
GCUCCCUACCAAAAUGAAGCGCAGCACCACACAAACGGCACGAAGCCGAUCCACAGUGUCCCGAACGUGCCAGUGGAGCCGACUGCGAGCGUGACGCCUCUCAAGCUGCUUCGAGAACAGCCAGCGUACAUCGACUGUCCUGUACGUUUCUAGUCCAGCCUCGUGCUUUCGUUCUUAUGGGACCUUUUUGUUAAUGCUUCGCAGUGCUGUCGCAGUAGACAAAAGACCCGGCCAGAGGAGAAAGACUCUGGUAUGACAUGGUGAGUAGGCUUAGGUAGUUGGUCAGUUUUCGACAGACUAACGUCAUUUUGCGCUCAGGAUAGCUGUGGGGGUGACCUUUUUGAUUUGUCCAUGUGUGGCUUGCCUGCCUUUGAAUUGCUGCAUGGGCUGGCUACAGGAUGUUGACCACUAUUGCGAGGGAUGUGGUGAGCGCAUCACCCACAAGCCCUACGACAGGGAAGUACAAGUCCUGCACCAUGGCGUCAACGGAACGCAGCCAUCGCAGUAUGCGACGCAACCUCAGCCGGUGUACUCGCCCGAAUCUCGGAAAUAGCAGACACAAGCGGCGUGCCUUUAGACAGAAAGUUCGUUUGGUAGAUCGAAUUAAUGGCAAAUUGGAACCUCGUUGACGAAGGCUGGGCCCCUCGCGAGCGAGCCAGGGGCGGAGCUUGUUCGGAAGAAUGAAUUUUGAAUCUGACACGCGACUCUGGGGACCGCACGAACUCUGUGGAUCUGAAGUUGGACUUGAGUUUGGCGAAUCGUCGUAAUCGAUAAUGCGAACGCGUCUCGCACUCGCAGUGGAGCGCAAAAUGAUUCGAAGCGCUGCUUGCGAAGCGAUAAGAUGUCGUCCAGAUAGAGCUUGGCCAACAAGGUGGUCCUGUAAUAAUUCGAAAGCCGGGCUAGAGGCAUUAGCAACGAUACACACGUCGAUGCGCAAGUGUAGCCGAGAUCUCGGCUUACUCUGGUCUAUAAUUCCUAUUCCGGCGAAGCAAAAAUAGUGAGUC